Messenger RNA from Gregarina niphandrodes, 1284 nucleotides. RefSeq names its product protease prsW family protein. The record is from RefSeq and is a predicted model, not a curated record. The coding region runs from base 1 to 1284 and encodes 427 amino acids. Gene Ontology annotation, molecular function: peptidase activity. The transcript has a single exon. Lineage: Eukaryota; Apicomplexa; Conoidasida; Eugregarinorida; Gregarinidae.
AUGGCGGUGUUUCCGGUGUGCAUGAUAUUGACGCUGUUGAAGUUGCAGCAAGAGUUAUCGACGGUGACAUUGUUGGAGUACUUUGUUUGCGGGUGCACGUUGUCAGUGGCUACGGCGUCGGUGUUGGAGACGGUGGCUCAAGUGCAGACGGCUCCGGUGUUGUCGUGUCAGGGUGCGAGUUGGCAGUGCAACGUAUUGUUUGCAGUGGCGUUGACGAUCUCAGUGUCGUUGGUGGAGGAGUUUGCCAAGUUCCUACCGGUAAUGUUUGUGCGGACGAGCGAAGAUCACCUACCGGCACGGCGAGGACGUUGGCUGUUUCGGGCACUGGAAAGCCCUCGCGCGAUUGUGCUCGCCGGCUGCGCCUCGGCCGGUGGCUUCGCAACAGUCGAGAACGUCAAGUACGUCUUCGGUGGCGAAGACGUCCAGGAAGACUUCGACACCUCGCUCGCCCGUGCCGUCCUCGCCAUUCCUUUCCACAUCGCCUGUACCGCCCUUGUCACUGCCGCCUGGGCCGACGAACUCUUCUACACCCCCACCGCACUCUGUUGCCCCACGCCCCCACGACCCGGAGCCUGGCAACUCAUCAGAAACAACUUGCAAAGACUAGUCAGCAAACCUCAGCCACCCGCCCUCCCUGCCAACCCCUGGCCCGUCUGGUCCAGCAUCGACUCACAGGCUCCUCUGGGCAGAUCCGACAUGGGCAGGUCAGACCUGGGGAACAGACCCGACCUGAGCAGGUCAGAUCUGGGCAGACCGAUGCUGGACGGCAGAUCCGACCUCGGUAGACCGGACCUCGGUAGACCGGACCUCGGUAGACCCGACCUCGGUAGACCGGACUUAGGGAGCAGAGGUGAGUACUGCCCGCUCGGAUGCGAUGCCGGAGAUUACCGCCGUGGCGACUACCUCAGGCUCGACUACAACACCUCCUCGCCCGCGGCUGGCCGGGUGGACUGUGCCACCAGUCCUCUCCUGGACCAGGGAGCAGGCCUCCGGAAACAGCGCGGACUCCGUGAACUGGUCCUCAGGCUGUUUUGGCUACCCGUCGUCUGCCACUCUUCCUACGACCUGGCCAUCUUCUUCGCCGCCCAGAUCAUGCACCGCAUGAGUGACCAGGAGGGCGACGGCGGCAUCCAGGGUUUCCUGCUGCUCCUCUGCACCGCGAUCUUCGCCGCUGCCUACCUCGUCGCCGUCGGCACCUUCCUGAUUCGCUGGAACAGCCUCGGCUCUUCUCAGGCCACCUCCUUGCCACGACUACACAGGUACCUUGAUAACUCUUUGUUAUAA